Messenger RNA from Tachyglossus aculeatus (Australian echidna), 1359 nucleotides. Its product is annotated as transcription factor IIIA-like. Lineage: Eukaryota; Metazoa; Chordata; Mammalia; Monotremata; Tachyglossidae. The record is from RefSeq and is a predicted model, not a curated record. The transcript has 6 exons. Bases 1 to 1359 code for a protein of 452 amino acids. Gene Ontology annotation, cellular component: nucleus.
AUGGCUGCAGGCGAGGAGGAGGAGCAGGAGGCGACCAGUUCAGUCGCCCCUCUGCUCGCCAAGAGGUUCAUCUGCUCCUUUCCGAGCUGCAGCGCCAACUACAACAAGGCCUGGAAGCUAGACGCCCAUUUGUGCAAGCAUACCGGGGAGAGACCGUUCGUCUGUGACCAUGAAGGCUGUGGCAGAGCCUUCAUCCGCGACUAUCACCUGUCCUGCCACUCUCUCACGCACAGCGGCGAGAAGCCGUUCACGUGUGCGGCCACUGGCUGUGGCCAGAAGUUCACCACCAAGUCAAACCUGAAGAAGCACGUGGGACGCAAGCACGAGAACCAAGCCAGGCGAUACCCGUGCGACUUCGAAGGCUGUGACAAGUCUUUUAAGAAGCACCAACAGCUAAAAAUUCACCAGUGCCAACAUACCAAGGAGCCACUAUUCCAGUGCCACCACGAAGGGUGCGGAAAACACUUUGCUUUCCCCGGCGGUCUGAAGCGCCAUGAGAAGAUGCAUGCAGGGUACUCCUGCAGAAAGGGGUGUUCCUUUGUGGCCAAAACAUGGACAGAACUCCUGAAACACAUGAACGAGAGCCAUAAGGAACAUCUAGAGUGUGAAACAUGCGGCAGGGUAUUUAAGCGCAAAGAUUACCUUAAGCAGCACGAGAAAACUCACCAGGCAGAAAGGGAAAUGUGCCGCUGCCCGAGGGAAGGCUGCGGGAGAACCUACACAACCGUGUUUAACCUCCAGAGCCACAUUCUUUCGUUUCACAAGGAGCUGCGACCGUUUCCGUGUGAAUACCCCGGCUGCGGGAAAAGGUUUGCGAUGAAACAAAUCAAAACCUCAGAUUCAAUUCAAAAAAAUCACACCGACUUCUACCCAGCUUCCUGCCCGCCUUAUUUCUCCAGGCUCUGGGUCUUGCUUUGUGUCCACGGCUCUGGUGUUUUGAAGCCUUGGCCUGACAGAGACUCCCAGUCUCUGCCGCUGGCCGUUUUUGUGUUGGUAGUGGUUAGGGCACCCAACGCGGUGUGGACCAGCCGAGCCAGGACCUAUCUCUGCCCUGAAUCUUCCAAUUCCCAGAGGAUUCCGGGAAAUGUAGUCUUUUGGGAUUCUGGGGAAAUGGAGUUCCCACAGAUUUCCAACUCCUCCAAAAACAGUAACAGUUCUGCCUCCCACCUGGUGGGCCUCAAGGGAACCGGGCUGGGCAGCAGCUGCCCUGCCUUGGCCCCAGGGCCAUUUGGCUGGGAAAGUGUGGACCAUGCAUCUCUCCUCAUGUACUAUCGCCUCAGGUUCCCACUCUUCUGGUAUAAUCUCCCAGUGAAAGGUGCCAGCCACAUUGUCCAUGAAGCUAUAAAGAUAAGCCUCUAA